This is a messenger RNA of Otolemur garnettii (small-eared galago), 4105 nucleotides long. It is a transcript of the gene BCL2L1, whose product is annotated as BCL2 like 1. Gene Ontology annotation, molecular function: protein heterodimerization activity; protein homodimerization activity. Gene Ontology annotation, cellular component: mitochondrial outer membrane. The record is from RefSeq and is a predicted model, not a curated record. NCBI's taxonomy places the organism in Eukaryota, Metazoa, Chordata, Mammalia, Primates, Galagidae. Gene Ontology annotation, biological process: extrinsic apoptotic signaling pathway in absence of ligand; intrinsic apoptotic signaling pathway in response to DNA damage; negative regulation of intrinsic apoptotic signaling pathway. The transcript is spliced from 2 exons. The coding region runs from base 611 to 1222 and encodes 203 amino acids.
GAAACCUUGAGUGCCAUUGAGAAGCCCCUUUUGGGCUCUGGCAGCCUCACCUUGGGCUGGUACUUAAAUAGGGGGGAAAAAAACCCACCUAAACUAAACUAAACCCGUACCAACCACCUCCAGGAGAGUUCUCCUGGCUCCCAGUAGGAGGCGGAGAGCCAAGGGGCGUGCAAGAGCGAGGGGGCUGGGCUCCCGGUGGCAGGAGGCCGCGGCUGCGGAGCGGCCGCCCUCGAUCCGGGCGAUGGAGGAGGAAGCAAGCGAGGGGGCUGGUUCCUGAGCUUUGCAAUUCCUGUGUCGCUUUCUGAGAUCCCAGGCUGCCGGGUCGCAUGAUCCCUCCGGCUGGAGUUGCUUUUUUUGCCAGCCGCCGCGAGGCCGGCUGAGUUACCGGCAUCCCGACCGCCACCUCCUCUCCCGACCUAGGAUACAAAAGAUCUUCCGGGGGCUGCACCUGCCUGUUGUCGCCUGAAACCGAUUUGAAUCUCUUUCUCUCCCUUCAGAAUCCUAUCUUGGCUUUGGAUCUUAGAAGAGAAUCACUAAGCAGAGACCGGACUCAGUGAGUGAGACAGGUGUUUUGGACAAUGGACUGGUUGAGCCCAUCCUUAUUAUAAAAAUGUCUCAGAGCAACCGGGAGCUGGUGGUUGACUUUAUCUCCUACAAGCUUUCCCAGAAAGGAUACAGCUGGAGUCAGUUUAGCGAUGUGGAAGAGAACAGGACUGAGGCCCCAGAAGGGAAUGAAUCAGAGCUGGAGACCCCCAGUGCCAUUAAUGGCAACCCAUCCUGGCACCUGGCUGACAGCCCCACGGUGAAUGGAGCCACUGGCCACAGCAGCAGUUUGGAUGCCCGGGAGGUGAUCCCCAUGGCAGCAGUGAAGCAAGCACUGAGGGAGGCAGGCGACGAGUUUGAACUGCGGUACCGGCGGGCAUUCAGUGACCUGACAUCUCAGCUGCACAUCACCCCAGGGACAGCAUAUCAGAGCUUUGAACAGGUAGUGAACGAACUCUUCCGGGAUGGGGUAAACUGGGGUCGAAUUGUGGCCUUUUUCUCCUUCGGCGGGGCUCUGUGCGUGGAAAGCGUAGACAAGGAGAUGCAGGUAUUGGUGAGUCGGAUCGCAGCUUGGAUGGCCACUUACUUGAAUGACCACCUAGAGCCUUGGAUCCAGGAGAACGGCGGCUGGGUAAGAACCAAGCCCUUUGUGUGUCCUUUUCUUUGGCCUUUGGUUUGAGAUAUCCCCACGCAGCCCUUCCCUGUAUCUGUUCUGUUGAGUGAUUGUUGAGGAGACCUGACUGGCCUCAUUUCAUCACAAGAGGUCAACUGUUUGGAAAUAUAAAUGACCAGGUUCUUGAAGUACCAGGCAUGUUUCAUUCUGGUCACCCUUAUGAUCCCACUCUUUUCAUACUUGUGUUCCAAUUUCUCAGCAAAGAAAAACAUAGUAUACAUGCUCAUUUGUCCCAAAACCUGUGAGAGCAGGAAGUUAGCGUGGUGUUUCCCCUCACCUUGACACAGUCAUUCACUGCAUAAAGGGUUGAUGAGUAUGCCUAGAGAAGAUGAUGGGCCUUGUGACCCAUACGUCCCUUUACUCUUUCUCCACUGGAGGUGUCAGGCCUUUCCAGAGCUUCUCUCUCCCAAAUCAAAUUCCAUUUAUUUCAAAGUUUGCAUGUGUGGUACUUUCCUCUCAAACUGGGGCACAGCCCACCCACUGACUUGGAUAGCUAAAAUUUCAGAUUCGGGGCAGUGCAGGCUUUGCAGGUUGUGUUUGCACUGUGCUCCCUAAGUUCGUUUUCCCCAAAGUGUGCAACUUUCUGCAUGGAUGGCUUGUUUGUGGAGCUCCUGCUGUGUCACACAUUAAGCCUGGGGACUUUGCACCUCACUGCCUGGGGUCGGUUGGGGAGCUCCAGCUGCUCUGCAGGUUACUUUCCAGCCAGGGCCCAGGGGCCUCUUCACUGAGCACUGUUGGCUGGCAAAGCAAGAACCUGGUCUGUGGGCUCUUGAGAGACAUUAAGAUUUGAUAACAGACUUUGAAUGAGGGUGUAAGUCCCAGCCCUGUCACUUAACUAGCUGUGUUUCCUUGGACAUGCUGGUUUACCUUCUUGAGCCUUAGUUUAUUCCGCUAAAAAAAAUGUGGCAAGCUUUCCUUGCCUUAUAGGGUAUUGUAAAUCUUGGAGAUAAUAUGAGCACAGUAACUGACACUAGCAAAUUUCUUUUCCAGGGAGAAAGAAUUCUCUUGCCCAUCAUGGAGUCAGGGUGAGGUAGUGGUGUGAGCUUCUGUAGGCAAUUUUUGCUCUUUGGUGAACUCAAUUCCAUCUCCUUGCUUAUCUCCCUGCCUCAGGGAGCUGCAGAGCUUAUGAGAGGGAGGUGAAGAACUUAUUCUGUCCCCUUAGACUAUGCAAAAAAUCGACAGACUGUGCAAAAUAAGUCAUCUAUUGAAGAGCUGAGGUGGAAGAGGCCAUGCACCCUGGACUCAGGAAUGUCAAGAAUGCAAUUGUCCAUAGGCUGGGCCUAGGGUGUGGUAGGCACUUUACUACUGAGCAAGAGACCUCCUGAGUUUGCCCUGGAACCCCACCCUCUCUUUCAUUUCCCAUUUCCUUGUAACUUUAUCAACUCUUCCUCUCUUCCAGCUCUUCGAAAAGGCAAGGGGGUCGAGUAAAUAGAGGUCAGGUGACUGGGAUGGGUUUGGGGGACAGGUAAAGAUAGGGCCUCCUCCAGCUAAGGCUGACCAGCCUUGAAAGCCAUUCCUUAAAUGAGCUCCCAGGGGGGGAAUAAAUGAUUAAAUAGUUCCUGUGGGUCUGAUGACCUCUCCUAUUUCCUCCUGCUUUGAUUCUCUUUUGGGACAAAUAUUUGUUCAUCUGAUUACAGGAGGGACAGGAUUCCAGUGCUUCAGAUAGACCCUCUGAGGCAUCUCAAAGUAGAGACUUAGGCUGCUUGCCCACUUUGCCUGACUACUGUCUUUGGCCAGUGUUUCUAAUACCAGGUGGGUUGUUGCCAGUUAUAAACAAAAGGCAGACUGAGACAGGUACCUGGUCUGCCAACCAGCCUCUUCAGAGGGCUACCCUGACCAGAGAAUUGUCAGCUACCGAGGGUAGCAUGUGAAAGAGGUCUUGCCACUCUGGGCAAGUUUAUUAGAUCUCCACUGGACUGAAAUUCCAUCUUCCAUCUCUUUGCUUAAGAAUUAUCAGAGCCUGUUGGACAACAUACCACAUGUCACUUCCUCUUGGUGAACAGAAGGAAUGUUGCAGAAGAGCCAGUAUGGCAGAACCAUUUCUGGACAUACAUUCUGCCCCUUGAGGCCAGUGGGUAAAGAACAUUUGACUCAGGAUCUUUUGAGUUUGGGUAGAAGGUACCCACCCAUUUCCCUCUCAGGUACCAUCCUGUUCUGAGCUGCACAAACUGGUUACUGCAGUGCCACCUUGCAACCUUCCUGGAGGCUGCAGCUGGGAGAUGCUUGACUAUAGGAGUUAUGGGUUAUUCUACCCAGAGGAUGCUCUAAAUUUAGCAUCCCUCAAGGAAAGAGGAAGGAAAUUAGCCUUUAUUGAGUACCUUUUAUGUAGUAGGAAUUGUUAGGUCCUUUACUUAUGCAGCCAGUAUUUACUGAGCAUAUACUGUGAGGUAGGCAAUGUUCUAGGUGCUGGGCAUAAGCCAGACAUGGCACUUUCCCUAGUAGAAAUCACAUGCUGUGAUCACCUUCCAAAAUGGGUGAGUUUAUUCCCAGUUUAACAUAAAGCUUCUAGUGGUCAAGUGACUGGCCGUGGGUAUCCCUCCACCAGUUAAGUCUGAAUGAGAAUUUAGACUGAAAUUAACCUAACUCUACAGCCACUUUCCAUUUGUAUCAGGUUGUCUAGAGAAUAAUAUAGUGACCGAGAUAGGCUGACACAGGAAGCCAGAGAUGCUGUUGGCCCAAGCAGAAUGUGUCUAUGAAGAUGCUCACUCUGGACUGUGAUUCUGGCAUUGUUCAGGUAGCUAUAGGAAGGAUAGUGCCUUUGUCAGGAGUAGCAGAUUCCCAAAAGCACGUAGGUAGCUUUGGAUCAUGGUGCUGGUAAAACUCAGACAUGGCAGGAGUCAAGGAGGUCUCAAAAAGUUGUUUUUGGGGUUUUUUUUUUGUAGAGACAGU